GUCAGUGCAACAACAUCACCGUAUGAAUGACAGCGCACUUGACCGACGCAGGGAAAGACUUCGUCCGCUCGAGCUGGAUUUACAUCACCUCACCUCCCCUCACCUCUCUUCUCUUGACGGAUCGAUCCGCAGCCUGCAGCCGCCGGAACCUCACAGGUCCCCGUGAUGUUACAGCCUCCAUCGUCGCUGUGAUAAAACCAUGAGGAGAUGACCGCCUUGUAGAGCUGACAGCAGAGGAGCUGACGGUAAAUGAGAGGCAGUCACCAUGCCCCCGGGGAAGUAUGGGAUGCAGGAGGAAUGGGCGAAGGAGGGUGUCCGGGAGAUCAUGAUGGACUUCCUGCUGCCUACUGGGAUCUUCCUCAAAUUCCCUGUGUCUCCAAAUGACACCAUCAAAAAUAUCAAAAAAAUGGUUUGGAAAAAUGCCAGAAGCGAGGCUCUUUUCAGUGCACUGGGUGAUCCCGACGCAUACGUCUUCACCUGCAUCAACCAGACAGCAGAGAGGGAGGAACUGGAGGAAGAAUCGAGGCGUAUAAGCGACGUGCGGCCUUUCAUGUGUGUUCUGAGGCUGGUGGCGAGGGAAGGCGACCGAGUGGAAAAACUCACCAACACCCAAAUCAGCCUGCUGAUUGGCAAAGGUCUGCAUGAGUUUGAGGCCCAGAAGAACCACGAGGUGAAUGAGUUUCGGACUAAGAUGCGCACGUUUUGCGAAGAGAAGGCUCAGGAGCGGCAGCUGUUGCCAUGGCAGCAGUGGAUGGAGUACAGCUUCCCAUGUGACCUGGAGCCAUGCUGCUCCCCGUGUGGGAGCGCAAAGUCAAAAAACACCAAGAAGAUUUUCAUUAACGUCAAGUUUGAGGCUUGUGAUGAAAGCUUCAUGCUGCAGCAGGAUCCUCAGGACCACCCAGGGGCUCUGAUGAGGAGCGCCCUGAAGAAGAAGGCCACCGUCUUUCGCUCAUUGCGACAGGAGCCGGAGGACUACACCUUACAGGUCAAUGGGAGUUGGGAGUUCAUCUAUGGGAAUCAUCCCUUGUGCCAGUUCAAAUACAUUUUCUCAUGUUUGAGGAAUGGCCAAAACCCUCAUCUGACCAUGGUGCACCACUCCACCGUCAGCAAGUAUCAGGAGGACCAGGGCAGAAUGUGUAGCCAGGUGUACAAGAGUCGCUCCUUGUCCAGACCUCCUCCACUGCCCCUGAAGAAGCAGAACACCUCUUCUCUGUGGUCCAUCAAUGAGCCUUUCUACAUUCACCUGCUGCAGGGCAACCGUGUCAAUGCAGACGAAGGAAUGAAGCUCGUGGUGCAGGCUGGUCUGUUCCAUGGCAGCGAACUGCUCUGUAAGGUGGUGACAAGCUCCGAGGUGACAGUGUGCUCUGAGCCGCUGUGGGAUCAAAGGCUGGAGUUUGACAUAAACGUGGCCGACCUGCCUCGCAUGAGCCGCCUGUGCUUUGCUCUCUAUGCUGUCAUUGAGAAAACCAAGAAACCCCGUGGCACCAAAAAGAAGAAUAAGAAAGCGGAUUGUCCCAUAGCCUGGGUGAACACCAUGGUGUUCGACUACAAGGACCAGCUAAAGACCGGGGAGUUCCUCUUGUCCACAUGGCCAUCUGUUCCUGAUGACAAAAGUGACCUGUUGAACCCGAUGGGAACAGUCGAGAAGAACCCCAAUGUGGACAGUGCUGCGGGGCUUCUGAUCCGUUUCCCCAACAUCCGACCACAUCCUCUUUAUUAUCCUCCGCUUGACAAGAUCAGCGACACAGAGAAGAAUGGCGAUGCAUCUAUCAGUUUCUUUAGUGGCACUAAAGAAGAGUACUUGAAACUAAAAGAAAUCAUGGACAACAAAAACUACACUGAGUUUUUUGAGGAUGAGAAGGAACUCCUAUGGAAGCUCCGCACCGAUGUCCGCGACCAUUAUCCUGAAAGUCUGUCCAAGCUGCUCCUCAUCACCAAGUGGAAUAAGCGAGAGGACGUAGUUCAGAUGGUGAGUCUACUGAAGAACUGGCCGGACCUCCCUGCCAUCCAUGCCUUGGAGCUGUUAGACUACAGUUUUCCCGACCCGACUGUCCGUUCUUUCACUAUCAGAUGCCUCAGGAAGCUCAGUGAUGAUGAACUGCUACAGUAUUUAAUCCAGCUGGUCCAGGUCCUAAAGUACGAGUCCUACCUAGACUGUGACCUCACCACUUUCCUGCUAGAGAGGGCCCUGUCCAACAGGAGGAUAGGACACUUUCUGUUUUGGCAUCUCAGGUCAGAGAUUCACGUGGCGUCUGUGAGUUUGCGUUUUGGCCUGAUUCUGGAAGCAUACUGCAGGGGAAACAUCCACCACAUCAAGCUCUUAUCCAAACAGAACGAGGCUCUGGGCAAAAUGAAGGCCCUGAGUGACUUUGUUAAGUCGGGCUCCCAGAGGAUGACAGCAGAGGACCUGAAAAUAUGUAUCAAACAGGACUCGUAUGUGGAGGCCCUGUCAGACCUGAUGUCACCACUCAACCCCAGCAUCAUCCUCUCUGAGAUCUGUGCAGAUAAGUGCAGAUUUAUGGACUCCAAGAUGAAGCCGCUCUGGCUGAUGUAUAAGAACCACUGGACUCAAGGAGACAUGGUGGGCAUCAUCUUCAAGAAUGGAGAUGAUCUUCGACAAGACAUGCUGACCCUGCAGAUGAUCCAGCUCAUGGAGACCUUAUGGAAGAAAGAAGGCCUUGAUCUCAGGAUGAUCCCAUAUGGCUGCCUGUCCACUGGGAACAAGAUGGGGCUCAUCGAGGUAGUGAAGAACUCUGACACCAUCGCCAACAUCCAGCGCAACAACAGUAACAGUGCUGCCACUGCUGCCUUCAACAAGGACGCUCUGCUCAACUGGCUCAAAUCUAAGAAUCCUGAGGAAAAACUUGAUCAAGCAAUAGAAGAGUUCACGCUGUCCUGUGCUGGCUACUGUGUAGCUACUUACGUCUUGGGCAUUGGAGAUCGUCACAAUGACAAUAUCAUGAUCAGGGAAACUGGACAGCUGUUCCACAUUGACUUUGGGCAUUUCCUGGGCAACUUCAAGCGGAAACUAGGGAUCAACAGGGAGCGUGUGCCUUUCAUCUUGACUUAUGACUUUGUCCAUGUGAUCCAGCAAGGAAGGACAAACAACAGUGAGAAGUUUGAGAGGUUCAGGGAGUACUGUGAGCGGGCCUAUAAGAUCCUGUGUCGGAACGGGAUGCUGUUCGUCAACCUCUUUGCCAUGAUGAAGGCAGCAGGACUGCCAGAGCUCACCUCCUUCAAAGACAUCCAGUACCUAAAGGAUUCUCUGGCUUUGGGCAAAUCAGAGGAGGAGGCGCUGAAGAAUUUCAAAGUCAAGUUUAACGAAGCCCUGCGAGAGAGCUGGAAGACCAAGGUCAACUGGAUGAUGCACUCCUUGGCCAAAGAUAACAGACCCUGAAGAACGCUGAACACCUGAGGACCAGCCAGAAAAUGAUGGAUUUUAACUUAUGGAGAUAAAAGGGAAGAAAAUACAAUAAACUGUUUUUACUUUAUUUGACGGCAUUCAAAGACACUCAGCAAAUGUUUACAUACGACUGGCUUGUCUGUGGAAAAGUACGACUAAGUGGAGGCAUCCAAAGACAAUGAGCGUCAUUUCAGCACACAGAUAUUUUCACAAUGAGAGAAAUCCAUCACAGUCAUCUUUACCCCGUCAAACAAUGGGAUGCCUUUGCCUUGGAGACAUAUCAAGACAGACAAUACACAUGUGUUUUUGAUUUGUUGAAAUCGCUACUUGAAAACCUGCUCAUGCGAAGGUGUGAAUCACUGACUGAAAGAUCAUCUCACCGACUGCAUUACUCAGCAGGGAGCAAACGGCAGACAGUGAUGAUGAUUUAUGAUGACUUUAGAUGAUAUCUUCCAGUCACAGUAAAAUAACAGGGUGGCAGUUUCACCUCAAGUCUUUCAAUACAGUUUAAUGGCUGUAUCGUUUCCUCUCAUUUCAACUGCCUCUUUGCAAUUGUGUCUUAUUUUUUUUAUGUUAUUGUAUUUUAUUUAAUGUGGUAACUGAAGUACUUGUACAAAGCCAUGAAGGAUAUUUUAAAAAAAAAUAUGUUAAAUAUGUGUUUUACUGCUGUAUCACUUACUGAUGUGUAAUAUUGCCUUGAAGUACAGUAUGUUGCCUUUGGCGUGCCACUAGACAGGAAAUGUUGUAACAUUUACAGUUUAUUGUAAAAUGAGAAAAUAACUUUGAAUGGGAUCUUUAUUUUGAAACGUCCCAGUGUACCAGACUGUGAUACCCAGCAGACCCUCACUAAACAGCAACUACACAUUUAAGGAAUAGUUUGACAUGUUGGUUAAUAUUCUGGUUUGCUUUCUUGCCGAGAGUUAGAUGAGAGGUUCAAUACCACUCUCAUGUCUGUCUGUUAUAUGUGAAGCUGGAGCCAGAUAGAAACAGAUGGAAACAACUAGAUUCUGUCCGAAGGCAACAGAAUCUGCCCAGCAGCGCUUCUAAAAAUGACACAUUGUUCAUUUGUAAGCUUUAGUGGUGCUGCCAGGCAGAUUUGGUUUUACCUUUGUGCAGAGCCAGGCUAGCUGUUACCCCCUGUUUUCAGUAUUUAUGCUAAGCUAAGCUUACUGUCUCCUGGCCCCAGCUUC
Molecule: messenger RNA, 4593 nt
Organism: Seriola dumerili (greater amberjack)
Lineage: Eukaryota; Metazoa; Chordata; Actinopteri; Carangiformes; Carangidae
Gene: pik3cd
Product: phosphatidylinositol-4,5-bisphosphate 3-kinase catalytic subunit delta
Exons: 23
Coding region: 266-3397 (1043 amino acids)
Biological process (GO): phosphatidylinositol-mediated signaling; phosphatidylinositol 3-kinase/protein kinase B signal transduction; cell migration
Cellular component (GO): cytoplasm; phosphatidylinositol 3-kinase complex; plasma membrane
Molecular function (GO): 1-phosphatidylinositol-3-kinase activity; 1-phosphatidylinositol-4-phosphate 3-kinase activity
Source: RefSeq, a predicted model, not a curated record